Ambispora leptoticha is the source of this 656-nucleotide messenger RNA. Lineage: Eukaryota; Fungi; Glomeromycota; Glomeromycetes; Archaeosporales; Ambisporaceae. The record is from the annotation of a GenBank genome assembly.
UCAGAGCCCUGCUUAAUCACCCGAAUUGCAUCAAUACUCAAGCAUCUAAAUUUACGAAAGAUGAUGUAGAAGCACUGAGAGUGAGAUUUCAGCCAGCAUCCGAAGACCACGUUAUUCCUAACGAGAAAGUCGAGGAAUUUCCAGAACAGUACGUUUGCCCCAGAAUAAACAGAAAUAUGCUCGGUAAUUCAGAAUUCAAAGGAAUAUCUGAAUCUAGAACUGACGUGUUGGUCGAUAAUUUGCUUGAUAUUUCCGGGCUGGACGAGUGGCCCUUGAAUAUAUCAGCUCAACCACAAAGCAAACUAUAUAUCUUAAAUGAGCCUUGUGUUUCGGCAACUCCUGAAUUUGUGAUUAAUAAAGAAACAAUAUCUAUGGUUAUUGCAGAAGAUAAAAGCUUAAAAAACGUAAGCCCUAGAAACGAUUUUGGAGAAAUGCAAAUUGCUGGUGAAAUACUUGCUUGCGGAGAUGAAAACAUACGCGAAACUGGUGAACUUUUUGAUCAGCUUGAUGUGGGCUUACCAAAAAAAUAUUCAGUUGCAAUAAAAAGAUGGCCGGGAGAGAAUAAGAAGCGAAGUGGUCUUGAUCUUGCAGACCCAGAUGGAAGGAAAACAGUAUUAAUUGCAUUGACCAAAAUUCGUCAAUUUCUUUUGAAGUAG